UUGCCCCUCAAUACUGUCGCAAGAUGUGUGAAUUGCGACGUUUUUGAUAGUUUUACGGCACGUUGCUGACGGUAUGCAGAGUUGACGUUAUGAGAGCUCACUUUUCCGUUGCUUUGUAAAGUAACUGCUGAUAUCACUCGAGGAUGGAUCAGGUGGUUCUGAGCUUCCAGGACAGUCUCCUGCGGCGCUCAGAUGUGGCACUGUUAGACGGUCCUCACUGGCUCAACGAUCAGGUCAUCGGAUUUGCCUUUGAGUACUUUUCAACCGAGCGCUUCAGAAACCCGGGCGAAAAUGUGUGUUUCAUCAGCCCUGAGGUCACCCAGUUUAUCAAGCACGCCUCCUGCCAAGAGGAGCUCUCCAUCUUCCUGGAGCCUCUGAGUCUCGCGUCUCGUCGCUGGGUGUUCCUGGCCGUCAAUGACAACUCCAACCAGACGGCAGGUGGCUCCCACUGGAGCUUGCUUAUGUAUCAGCGUGACAACAACCAGUUCACGCACUACGACUCCCAGAGCGGAGGCAACUCCCUGCACGCCCGCCGUAUCUCAGCCAAGCUGGAGGCUUUUCUGGGUGCUCGGGGUAAAGUGCCAUUCGUGGAGGGGCAGUGCCCCUCGCAGCAGAACAGUUAUGACUGCGGCAUGUACGUGAUCUGUAAUGCCGAGGCUCUUUGCGAGAGCUGUAGAAUUCAGGGCUGUGCCCAUCUGCCCACUGAGAUGAUAACACCUGCCUACAUUACACGGAAGAGGACAGAAUGGCAUUCAUUAAUACGGAGACUUGCCAAGGAAUGACCGGGUUAAAUAAUGCAUCUUCAAUCGUCUUGUUCGCAUGAGCAGUAAAUGGGAAGAGUGAACACAUUUUUUCAUCAUGCUCAAUCCUGCAGAGUAAAAAAUACAGAGUUUGCAACACCAAUUUGUGUGAAAUUGUGUGCCAAAUUCUUGAAGGGCUUGUUCGCCUAGAAAAUAAAUUCUCUCAUAAUUUAUUCACCCUCAUGUUGUUCCAAACUAGUAUGGCAGUACUUGUGGAACACAGAUGCUGAUUUUUUUAGCAGACAAGAUGUUCACACAGUUGUUUUCCGUACAAUAAAAAUGUCACACAAUACAUUCAGCAAUACAUGACGGCAGAUGAAGGAAAAAAACUCAUAUUGUUCUGAAAGAAUACAUUUGGCUUUAUUUGUGGGUUAACUGCAAUCUUUCAUCUACUGCAUUGCAUUCAUUCACUAAAAAACAGACUUUUGAAGUGUACCUUAUCAGUUAUUAGCACAAGUUAAUAAAUUAAUAAUGUAUUAUUGCGGAUUAGUUUAGAUUAGUAGCAUGAGGAAAGUGUCUUCACUUAACUGAUUGUGAUGCUUGUUUACAAGACCAUUUGCUCAGGGCUUAUUUUGAAAAGACAACAGAUGAUUAAGAAUGUGAUCGGCGUCGUAUCGUAUAUUUACUCUCUAAGCUACCGUUUGCCAAGGAUAUGUAGUACGUGCUGUUGGGCUGAACACAAAAUAGCAGACUAAUAUUUAUUAACCAAGUCGCUCUGAAAAAUGCUUUGUGACCUCACACCGGCAAAUUUAUGAUUGUAAGACAGUUUCAUAUUGAGCUGUAUAAACCAAUUUUUAUAGAACCUAAAUGAGGCAUAUGAAAUACAUUAUGUAUCACCCCAUUACAGCAUUUACUGCGUGCAGGGAAUAUACUUUUGUGUAAUAAUGCUGUUUACUUUGUGCAAAAAUGUUGUCAUUGAUCAAUUCCUGGGGAAUUUCAUCAAGUAUUUGACUUUUGUUGAUUUCAUAUUUGUAUGUGUUGUAUUAUUUGUCUUAUUUAUGAGUCAAGACCUUCAAAUAAAAACAUUUACAGUGGUCAACAGGAGUGGUCAACCUUAA
Triplophysa dalaica is the source of this 1858-nucleotide messenger RNA. It is a transcript of the gene senp8, whose product is annotated as SUMO peptidase family member, NEDD8 specific. Gene Ontology annotation, biological process: proteolysis. Gene Ontology annotation, molecular function: deNEDDylase activity; cysteine-type peptidase activity. The record is from RefSeq and is a predicted model, not a curated record. Lineage: Eukaryota; Metazoa; Chordata; Actinopteri; Cypriniformes; Nemacheilidae. The transcript is spliced from 2 exons. The coding region runs from base 144 to 782 and encodes 212 amino acids.